Pyricularia grisea is the source of this 1395-nucleotide messenger RNA. RefSeq lists its product as uncharacterized. Bases 1 to 1395 code for a protein of 464 amino acids. The record is from RefSeq and is a predicted model, not a curated record. Gene Ontology annotation, molecular function: oxidoreductase activity. Gene Ontology annotation, cellular component: mitochondrion. The transcript is spliced from 2 exons. Lineage: Eukaryota; Fungi; Ascomycota; Sordariomycetes; Magnaporthales; Pyriculariaceae.
AUGGCGGACCAGAAAAAGACCAUGCGGGCUUGGCAGCUCAGCGGCGCCGGGGACGUGGCCAAAACCCUCAAGCUCAACGAUUCCGCUCCCUACCCUUCACAGCCACUGAAGAAGGGUCAAGUGCUCACUCAAGUCAAGGCAGCAGCCAUCAAUCCUGCCGACUACAAGUUCCCCGCCAUCCCCGUUGUUGGUAGAUUGAUUGUCAGUGCCGGCAAGAUCCCUGGCAUGGACUGCGCCGGCGUUGUCGUCGAGGCAGGUCCCGAUGCCGCCUACAAGGUAGGCGAUCGGGUCUUGGGCCGUGUAGACCCCCGUGGUGGUCAGGGUACGCUGGCCGAGUAUACGAUCCUGGAGCAUGAGGGCAGUGCCAAGAUUGCCGAUAACGUCUCGUUUGAAGAGGCAGCUGGUGCAAACACAGCCGCCUUGACGGGUAUGCAACCCAUCGCCGCCAACAUCAAGGAGGGUUCGGGCGCCAAGGUUUUUAUCAAUGGCGGCGCCGGUGGCACGGGAACUUUUGCCAUCCAGAUUGCCAAGCAGCUCGGCUGCCACGUCACAACCACGUGCUCUACGGCCAAAGCCCAGUUUUGCAAGGACCUGGGUGCCGACGAGAUCAUCGACUACAAGACGUCUGACGUGGUUACGGAACUCAAGAAGAAGGGGCAGGUCUUUGACCUGGCAGUCGACCUCGUUGGCUUUUCGCCUGGGAACUUGUACACCAGCUCGCCCGACUACCUCAAACCCGAGUCCAAGUAUGUCGCGGUAGGCGGUGCUGCCAACUCUGCUGUUGUCACGAGCAUGGUCAAAGGGUUGGUGCUGCCAGGCUUUCUGGGUGGUGGCAAGCGCAAGAUGGAAUUCUACAUGACGGCCAACAACCACAAUGAUUUGUCCCGGAUAUCAGAUUGGCUGGCCAAUGGCAAGGUCAAGACGGUGACUCACAAGACAUUUCCUUUUGAGCAAGUCAAGGAGGCUUUUGCAGAGUUGAAGACGGGCAGGGCGUCUGCAACCAGUUAUAACCAGACACUCAGGAUGUGCGUCAAGGCUUGCGACAAAUACACCUGCGGGACCCAUUCCUUCUCAAGGUUGAUUCGCUGCGACAACGCCAGGCUUACUGGUAGAGUGACUGAUGCCGAAAACGUCUGCGAAAGGGUGGGAACAGUUUCUGUGAGCAUCGAACUCUCUUGUCCCAACCCAGCAUGUGCGGCGGCCAUGGACAAAACUCUGAAGUCCGCCGGCAAUACUCACACUCUGUGUAAUAGUGAGGGCAGCCGUAACAAAGCGGGUGUUAUGACAAAUGCUGCAGUGUUAAAGAUGCUCAAGGAUGCUGUGAGAAGACACCCGGCAGCCUCGUCUCAGAGCUACCUCCUGUGCGCAUGUUUAUCACAAGGCUGUGGCUGUUAG